Rhinocladiella mackenziei CBS 650.93 is the source of this 3153-nucleotide messenger RNA. RefSeq lists its product as uncharacterized. Gene Ontology annotation, biological process: positive regulation of proteasomal ubiquitin-dependent protein catabolic process; protein polyubiquitination; ubiquitin-dependent protein catabolic process. Bases 1 to 3153 code for a protein of 1050 amino acids. The record is from RefSeq and is a predicted model, not a curated record. Gene Ontology annotation, cellular component: cytoplasm; ubiquitin ligase complex. NCBI's taxonomy places the organism in Eukaryota, Fungi, Ascomycota, Eurotiomycetes, Chaetothyriales, Herpotrichiellaceae. The transcript has 2 exons. Gene Ontology annotation, molecular function: ubiquitin protein ligase activity; zinc ion binding; ubiquitin conjugating enzyme binding.
AUGUCACAAAGACCUGUCGAGACUUCGGCCGAGGAGGAUGCUGUAGAAAGUCAAGGGUGGGAAGCUUUCAAAAAGACAACCCCGAAUCUGCAGCCUCAUGAUGACUGGAGGCAACGCAAGAUCCCAUCUGAGCUUCAGCGGCUCCCCGAGGAGUCAAAUCUGGACGAAAAGCUCAGGCAAAUUCUGGCUUGGUCACUUAGACUGAAUCCCCCUUCGCCAGCAAUACAAGCCCAAAAUGGCGUAAGAGAAUCGAAGAGUGAACAAAGACUGCACGAUAGCGGGACCAAUCACGACGAACGACCUCAACAGCCGGAGGACGACACUUCACGACGACCUGUUCUCUCUGAAUACCCUGGAAAUGGCGCUGCCCCAGACUCUCGGGCCAUACGCUCAGAACGACCCUCCAAGAGCUUACCAAGCGUGGAACCGGGCUCUAUCGGCCACGGACUUCUGGGAUCUAGCCUCAGCAUCCUAUCAGCCUUGAAGAUGAAUCCAGAGCAAGAGCUACCUUCAGGCCUCAAGAUCAAAAAGACUCCGCAAAAGCAGAUUCCACUGACAGAAUGUAUAAGCUGCCUCGAAGAAUUUCCGAAGGACAAAACUGCAACACUACCCUGCACUCACUCAUACUGCAAGACAUGUUUGGCGACUUUGGUCACCACUGCUCUCCAAAACGAGGCGAACUAUCCUCCCAAAUGCUGCCUUACGGAAAUACCCCUGCAGACGGUUUUCCUCGCAUUGAACUCCAAGCAGAGAGAAACGUACAAAGAGAAAGCUGCGGAGUACGCAAUUCCUGCUCAAGAGCGAUGGUAUUGUCCCAACACAAAGUGCUUGAGAUGGAUUCCUCCGGGGAAGAUCACUAGAAUUCGCUCCAAUCAAAGAUGUCCCCAUUGUUCGACCAAGAUAUGCGCAAUUUGCCGCGGAUUAGCACAUCAACAGCAUACGGACUGCCCUCAAGAUUUUGGCCUAGAGGCUACGAUUACUCUGGCUGAAUUGUCAGGUUGGCGUCGCUGCUUUUCAUGUCGGACCAUGGUCGAACGAAAUGAAGGGUGUCGUCACAUGACUUGUAAAUGUGGUGCUCAGUUUUGCUACGUUUGUGGAGCCAAAUGGCGAACCUGUCGUUGCACAGAGAUAGACGAAACUAAUCGUCAAGCGGAACUGAGACAUCGAAGAAAUGAAAGAGAGAGGCAACAAUUUGCUGAAGCUGCAGAGAUUGCACGAAUCAUGGCCGAAAUCGAGGCAAUGGAAAGACGAGAGGCAGAGGGACGUCAACAAGAAGAGGAGAGACGAGAAGCAGAGAGGUUAAAAGAAGAGACAGAGCUUGCGAGACUGGAAGAGGAGCGAUUGCAAGAAGAAACUGCCCGAAGAGAGGAAGCAGACCGACUCGAGCGCGAAUUUCGACAAACUAUGCGUGUUUCGGUCGAGGAUAGCUGUCGCGUACUACAAUCGGCCUUGACUGAGAUGUUGCAAACGCAAAAGAAGGGCUUGGACAGCCGGCAUAUGCAUGCCGAACAUCAAUGUUUCAAGCGACAGGAGGAAGAAAUGUCAGCGCAGCAGAAGGAGAGUGAAGACCUCUUGAGCUCCAUGGAAUCCAAUAUCGACAAGAGGAAGAAUUCGAUCGAAAAAAAACAUAAAGCGGAGAUGGAUGCAUUCAUUGCUGAGCAACAGGAACUUGAAGAUGACAUUUUUCUUGAAAUUCAAUUACACCUUCGUGGAAGGAAGGACAAAGACACCAGAGAACGCCGCCUUCAGGAAAGAUUCAGAAGACAACGCGAUGAAAAGCUAGAAGAGCUGGUCACAAGACACAAGUCUGAGCUGGAGGCUUUGAGCGCAAGCACCUCAAUGGAGCUCGAAGGAAUCAAGCGAGCCAAAGACAGCAAAAUGGCCGCAAUCCAAGAGCAAUACCAACAGGGAUUUGAGGCUCUUUUGGCAGAGGUAGCUGCAGAUCGCAUGUGGUUCCAGUUCCUCUCCGAGAGACGACAGAAUUUGGUAUCCGAGCACGCUCGACUAAUGCUCGAAGACUUGGAGGCUGGAGAAGAUCCAGAAGGGCUCACCGAGGAGAGAGCCGCCACCAUCGGUCCUUUCAUCACGAGCGGAUUCCCAGAAGCAAAUGCCCCGAUGCUUGAUCCUCUGACGACAGACGGCAUCCAAAACACAAAGCCGGAUCAGCCCCAGGAUACAUUGGCAUCUUCCCCAGCUUUGACCGACUCGACGAGUUUCACAUCGCCAUCUCGGCCUUUGGCGGAGCUUGCGGCAACGUCUGAACAUUCGCUUUCCAGUAUAGACUCGAACCCUACUUUCGCUGUAUCGAAUGCCACGGAGACAAGAGAUAUGACACCGAACCAGUUCAUGAUGAACAGCGCGUGGGGGUGGAUGACGGGAACUGGUGAGGGAAGCCCUCACCUUACCGAUGCACCGAAUAGCCGAAGAACCGCAGAUCCGUUGUCACCACCCAGGGGAACUCGUGAGGCCCGUCGCAACACUCGGCCGACGAUGCAACAUGCGACAUACGGCCCGGAAAUGGCCAUGAUGUCCGGUGCCCUGCUCCCAUCACGAUACACUCCUCCACCUCUUAUUCCGGCUCCAUUGCGCGUAGGCCGUCGUCUCAAUGUACCAGAUUCUGAAGGCCUGCAAGUGCUAGAACCCGAAGCACCACCAGCGUCCAAAGCCCCAGCAAUAUCCUUGGCACCUUCAGGCGCGAUCCAAGAGCCGGGCGCAUUCCCGGCCUCACCGGCAACCGACGCCUCUGCCAACAAUAACCCGCGCGAUGAUACGUAUCCGGAGGCCUUAUCGUUACCAUUACCCAGUCAAACGCGCAAAGGGCACUCAUCAGCCGACGGCUCUAGGUCAACUUCGGCCUCAGCCUCGCGCUCAGGCUCAGGUGCCAGCUCCAGUUCAAAGUACUCGACCUCACUCAGCCGCGUGGACAGCCUGAUCAUUCCACCACCAUUACCAAACCCAAAAGUUUCCAAGCGCGGCGCCCAACACUUCCUCUCGGUCUUCGUCGAUACCACUCCGACGUCGCCAAUCGCAGCAAAGCCCAAAAAACAGCAACAGCAGCAGCGCCGUACUCCGAAGGCGACUUGGUCGCUCAAAGAUCUCAAGUCCAAAGUCGCCAAUGAGAAGGACAAGGACAAUGACGCAACAAAUCAGUAG